This is a messenger RNA of Aureobasidium pullulans EXF-150, 1432 nucleotides long. RefSeq lists its product as uncharacterized. The coding region runs from base 42 to 1400 and encodes 452 amino acids. NCBI's taxonomy places the organism in Eukaryota, Fungi, Ascomycota, Dothideomycetes, Dothideales, Saccotheciaceae. The record is from RefSeq and is a predicted model, not a curated record. The transcript has a single exon.
ACCAAGCCAAGAUCAGCUACUUCCGAAGGAUCAGAAUCCUCAUGAGUCAUGUACCCUGGCGUUCAAUGACAUUUGCCAAAUUCAACUCUCCGUGUUCGUUUGCCUUACCUUCCAUAGCCUUGGGGUUUAAAGAAACAUCGAUCAUAAUGCGUGACUUCUUCGCUUCAUUACCGGCACCUUUACCGCUGUACAUUCUUCUGGACCUCACUGACCUGAAAGCAUUAUAUGCCGCCAUUGUAUCUUCACCACACCUUUACGCUGUCUUUCACCUCGAUGCCGGCCUGAUCUUCUCGACCAUCGUCAGAAGGACAAUGCCAGAUGAAUUGGUCACUCCAAUGAUCAUGUACAUGCGUCUCCACCAACGCAGCAAACCCACAGCCUCGACAACAUUCAAAAUUCUCGAAGCAAUAAUGCUGGUUGAUGACGCAAACCGAUAUACUUGGGAUGAUAUAUCUCCAGCAACUUUCUUCCAAGCUAUUUCACAAUAUGUGAGGAUACACGAUCUGGCAUACUCAAUCCUUCGCUCAAAGCUAGAUUACCUUGCCACAUUGCAAUUUGAAAAAUUGGCGAAUCUUCCGCACAAGUACAUUCACAAGUCGAUGGCUAAGCAAAAUCCCCAAAGUGUGGCUUUGGAUGUCCCAGCUCGGUUCCAAGAUCCCAGUUGGGUGGAAGAAAAUCGUGCUGUUCGUGCGCUGUGGUUUUUGACUUUGGGCUGGCGAGUUUCUUGUAUGCUGGGCUUGGAUGAAUUGGAGUCUAUUGGUUUUGCGAAAAGACUUGUUGGUGAGAAAACAUGGAAACAUGAGGAGAUUGUGGAAAUGGUGAGGAGUGUGUUGGAUGGUCCGACUUUGCAACCAUCAACACCGAGUCUGGCUUCCAACACUGAAAUGGCCAACGAAUCGUUUUCGGUACUCCAAAGCUACCCCAUACUACGACGUUCCCGAGUCACAUGUCCAGAGUCAUCGACAAACACCUCAAGAGUCCCUCUAUACGCACAAUCCCCUCUCACACCUCCACAUUCCACCCCCGCCUCACUAGCUUGGGAUCAAGCCCCCCAACGCCUUUCCACCAUGCCUCGUGUAUACAGGAUCCUCCUCAUGCUACGAGAUCGCCCAGACUCGCCCUUCCGUAACCCUGGCACACGAUCUCACAACGCUCGUACACUCCAAAUGGAUCAUUUCAUCCGCUUGGGCUUUGGAUUCUGGGAUCUGUGGCGUGUGAGUGUUGAGAUGAGAUUGUGGUCGAUGCCAUAUUCUAUUCGAGAGGAGUUGAAGGGGGAAGGGCAAGGGAAGGUGGAAGUCGUGGGCCAGAGUGAUUCGAUAUUCCGGCAUUGGGUGAUAUGGAGACAGGAGAAGCAGAGGGAGGAAGGGGGAUGGAGGAGAGGGUUCAAUACCCGAUGCUAGCAAGAGAUAUGGAUAUCUACGAGAUUCCGAGA